CCAGGCAUGACAAGAAGAAUCACAGGAGCAUAUGUUGCAAAACAUUCAUGAUAGUUGUUAGAAACUGUAAAAUAUGUUUCUUGAAGUAACCUAAAAUGUGCUUUAUGUGGUAACUAGUUUUAUUUAAGCCAAAAUAUUAUUAAAAAUAACCCAAUUAACCUGACGCCUUAGGCUACGCUAACAAAGGUCAUAUUUAAGGGUCAUAUUGAGUCAUAACUCUUUAGAGUAUAUCAUACAGCAAAAUAUUUAAUUACAGAGAGACAUAGUGAAAACCAAAGAGAGCACUUGAUAGUGAAAAAGUAAUCUGAAAGAAUAGUCCAUGAAUGCUACAAAUGAGUCUCUCUUGAUUUGUUUUAAUAACCAAUAACGCAGUACAUUAGACGUCUUCGUGAACAAUACAGCAGCAUUAUGCUUCAGAGACACAAAAGAAUGAGCUUAAAUUAUCUCAGGAAUGCCUAAUGCUAAAGACUUCAAGAGGGAGAAAGAGAGAGAGAAGCUAUGAAAACAGGUAGGUGGGCAGAAGCUGGAUGAGUAUGCAGUAGGAGCUGAAGGCUUUGCAGUCCGAGCCGUUAAGCACACUGCUAUCUCUGCAUCUCUUGCACACAAACACACGCUGCCUUCAGAUAAUGGGAGAAAAGGCAGCGUCGCAGCAUUAAAGAAACGAGGACUGCUUGGGAGGGGGGACACUCUCUCUGGCUUGGACCAUGAGCAAUGAGUCUGCCAUAUGGAGCACACCAGAAUCCACCACCGAAGCCCCAUUGUCAUCAGGGACACAGAAUGGCUAUGUCCUCCUGCUGGUCCUCUUGUCCAUCUUUGUUGGGGGGACACUGGUCCUGCUCUCUGUCCUUCUGAUUGUCUGUCGCCGAUGUUGUGAAGGGGACAGACGCCAUGCGUGGUUCAUUGUUUGCCUCAGGGCUAGCGAUGACACCGAGAAAAGUAAUACCACCUAUAUUGAGGAGGCCCAACCAGUACAUGAGAUUACGAUUCGCGUUGAUGAGUCAGACUGCCUGUCGGCAGCCAGCUCCCACGACAUGGAGACAGAGCGUUUCCUCUCCACGGGCACAACCGGCCGCCGGGUCUCCUUCAACGAAGCAGCACUCUUCGAUCAUAGCAAAAAAACACAGGAGAAAGGUCGAAGGUACACGCUUACAGAGGGUGACUUCCAUCACUUGAAGAACGCGCGGCUCACCCACCUCCACCUCCCUCCACCCGCCCUCCAGAUACUCACCAUCCACGAGUGUGAGUCAUCAGAGAACAGUAUUGCCAUGACAACACGCCCCGUCGCUAAAUCCAGCCUCUCAAUUUUUCAGCCACCAGUAUGUUCACUGCCCCAGACUGCCCUGACCAGCCGAAGUCUCAGUCCCAGCUCUGCCCUUCCUGGUGACACUCUCAAUUCCACUGUAGACACAAUGUUCUGUGAGAGCAUUGCAGUGGCCUGUCCUGAACCCUCCAGUCCAUGUCUAAUGGAGGUCAGAGGAGUCAGCAGGAGGGCAGACAUUAUGGGUAAUGGUAGAGAGGGUGCAUCGGCUUCAGCCACGGCCCUCUCCUCCUCUGGAGGGGCCCCACAGGGCCCCAUGCUGCAAUUCUUCACCAAGCUCCGCCGACAUGCCAGCCUUGAGGGAGCAAGUCCCUACUUCAAGAUCAAGAAGUGGAAAUUUGACAGCAGCCAAAGAGCUUCAAGUCUAGACAUGAGAGGCUCCCCCAAACGGAGGCAGUUCCAGCGGCAGCGUGCAGCCAGCGAGAGCAUGGACCAAGAGGAGCAUGACGCCCAUCACAUCGACCUCAUACAGUACAUCGCUCGCACCAAGGAUGUUACCUACUGCCCCACCCGGCCCAGUCCACGCCUUCUGUCCCCCCCUUCCACACCCCCACCCUCCCUCGGCAGGUUAGAGGUGGAGGUGAUGGUGGAGCCCAGCUGCAGCAGAGCGAUGGGUCCCGGGGUGAUCGGCCUCACCUCCGAGCCCCCAGAUGAGAGUGUUGGAAUAGGCUGUCAUCAGGAGAGCUUAGAACCUCAGACCUUGUACCGUGAUAUCUGGACUCUUCGUGCAUCCCUCGAGCGGUAUGUCUCGUCCGACCAGAGCAGCAACAAUGACAAAGACUCAGUCCGUAGUGACGCAGACAGCGUGUGCUCUCUAGGGAGUAAGACCGAGAUGGGAGGGUUGCCUAGGUACCCCUCACAGGAUAUUGGGGAUGAGAUAGAGGGGGAUGUGGACUUGCCUCUAGAUGAGGGACUGGAGAAAGGUCGUAAACAGGAUAGUGUCGAUUCUGAAAGAGGAAGUGACGGGGAGCCAGGAAACCGCAAGCUCCUCCAGAUGGACAGUGGUUAUGCCUCAAUAGAAGCACCUUCACGUGCUCCUGAGGAGCUACGACUGUUCGGAAGCAGCAGUAGCAGUAAGGAUGGCUCCGCUGUGGAGCGCAGGCACUUCUUCAGUUCCGGACGCAAAGGGACCGUGUGCGAGAGCUUCGACACGGAUGUCUUUGACGAAGAACUCGAAGAGGAACCUGCAGGUGCCACCGGCGGUGUGGACGGAGUUGAAACGGACAAGAGCACCAUGCUGUGGUCCCCUUAUGGCCAGAUGUUCACUCAGCGCAAUGAUCAACCUCAUCCCCCCAUCCUUUCCCGUCGCGACUACAGCAUUGAUGAGAAAACCGACGCACUUUUCCAUGAGUUCUUGCGGCACGACCCGCAGUUUGAUCAGCAGGAGUCCCCGCUGCGCUCCAAGCAUCGUUCCCGCGUGCACCUGCGCAAGCAGUGGCAGCGCUCCAAACAAUACAGCGACCCCGGCCAGCGCUUCCAAUCCUCUUUUGACCGGUACCGCACUCCGCUCCGACGUGGCGAAACUGUCAACUAUCCUUUAGAGACUAGCUACCACAGCACGCUCCCACGAAUCAUUAGUGCACCUGAUGAAGAGAGCAGCGAAGGUGCAACCAGUACUCCUGAGACACCCAAGGCAGAUCAGGAUACUGCUACUGAUGUGGAUCCAGACAACAUAAGAAUAUCUUCCAGCACUGAAAGCAGUGGAACCAUCAACGAAAAGGAAGUCCUUGAGGCAUCUCAGCCCCUUCCAACAACUGACAUUACUGGAGAGCAAUCGGUGGGCUGGGAGAACUCUAGGCGAGGUUUGCCACCCCCUGAGCCUCCUGAUGAAUGUACGCCUGAAUGUACAAGCUACGGCCCACAGACAAUCACAGAAGAGCUGAGUGACAAGCUAGCGGCUACCCUCGAAGAGCGGCUGUACUCAGAUCUCCGCAGGACCAGGGAACCGCCCGAGUGUAGUGCAGUGACUUUGACCUACACAUCGCCCGAUCACAGUCCAGUGUAGCAUGUGGCUCCCUUCAUCUCCUCGUACAAGAACACUUUGCAGCAACUACAGGUCCAAGGUUUUGAUCGACAUUGGCUCCGAUCUGGAAAAGGUUUGCUUUGGUAAUUUAAAUGAUGUUGAAAUCAUUGUCAUUAUGCCCUAGACAAGUGGUGUAGAGACAUUUCUUCCAUGCCCAUUCUUAAAUAAAAGGCAGUUAAGGCGCAUACCUCAUGUUGCUCAACGGACCAAUUCUUAAACAAAUGAAAUGUCAAAAGUCUGUUAUUAAAGCUCUUAAUUUAGCUACUUGUUGACUUCAAAAGCCAAUAUUUUCUCUGCACUAGGUAAUCCACUGUGAAUUUGGGUGCUAUUAGAUUAAAGAUUGAUUAUAUUUGUAAGUGCAUGAAUUAUAUUGCAAUGCUGCCUAUCUGGAUGUCUGUUCAUGACCCAAAUUAAUAAUAUUAUUAUUAUUUUUAAUUUGGAAAGUACUAGAUAGCCCUCCAUUUGGUUACUAUGUUUUGCUUUUCAUUUCAUUUCAUGAAAUACUUAAUAAUAUUUAUUAUUAGCAUCUGGGUUAGCUAAAGUAGCAAACCUGCUGUCAGAUUUAAUCAAAUUUCAGAAAAAAACUUAUAAAUAAUAAUUAGUAUAAACUGUAGAAAUUUCCUGGUAUAGGUAGAUGUGUCUAAUUAUGUCACAUAACCUGUAUUUCAAAAACAACAGCAUUAUCAAUACUAAAUGUCUUGUUUUAUUUGAAACACCAUGGCGUUGGUCCAAUUCCUAAGUAAACUCUUUCCCAGUGUUUGAAAUUUGGGUUAAACAAGAUGGGAUUAGUUGCACUAAAACACAAGGCGUGUUAGCUUGUUCCCCACCAACACAUUUGCGAUCCAUUAUUAAGUGUCCUUUUCGUUUAAUAUCGUUAUUUUAUCAUUGAAGUACUGAAUGGCUAAAACUGCCUCUUUGUGAGAUACUGUAAUUUUAUGACCAAUGACCAUUGAAUUAUUAUUAUUAUUAUUAUUAUUAUUAUUAUUAUUGUGCUUUUUAUCAUUUGUUCUGUAUCGUUGACCACAUCUGUGAGAAUGAAAAGUAGAGUGAACAAUUUUCAAGUAUAUAGUGCCAAAUUGUUGUCAGGUAAUACCAAGAUCAAACAUGAAAACACUGUAAGCAACAGUUGGGAAAGAAAAAACAGUCCUGCAAAAUACGGAUCACAGAUAUGCCUCAUAAAGGGUUUGAAUCAAGCCUGAGACAUUUUAAUGAAUUUCAUUGAGAGAAGGGCAUACCUUUUCUUGCAUGUAUUUCACAGCUCUGUGUGUACACUAGCAUUACCUUUACUUGAAGGUGACCUAGAACCUAGACCGUGAACGGCUGCACACGCUGCCUUUGGACAAAUUCGUCAUUAAGAGUCAGUUGGAGCAAAUCUCACUGCCCAGCAUAAGCCAUUGUCGUAUCUGGGUGCAAAUGCCACCAUUCACAUUAAUCCAAACUAUCCACUAUGCUAGUAUUCCUGUCUGUCAGCAGCCUCCUGUCUGUCUUGGGUUGAGCUCACAGUAUGGGUUGCGUUGUAUUGAUCAUUCUGGGUUUGAUCUUGCAAACAAAAGGUUGUCCUUGGCAGAUUCUCAGUUGGGAUGUGUUAGAAAGUCUAUCAUUGUGAAAUGUGAGAGAAAAAGCCAUUGGUGACAUAUAGAGUCUCUUGAUGUAAUGAAGCAAAGCUUGUGUAGCAUCUGCUUUGUCUAUGAAGGCUCAAAAGGUUGUGUGCCCUUUUAGGGUGAUUGUUUGAGCUGUUGAGUAGUACACAAAUGUCUACAUGUGCUAUUUAGGCUGCAGCUGAAGUGCCCUGUCCAGAAAUAAAAAGCUUUCAUUAUCUAUGUGAACAAUGGCUGAUGUGCAUGGAGUAAUUAACAAUGCCAGAGAAAAGAGAGCUUCAGACUAGCUGAAAUUGUUGAUUGUUUCGGUCUAAAUGAAAUGCACAGACCAUCUCACAUGAUUAAUACGGUGCCUUCCUGUGUGUUUAACAUUUAAAGGGAUAGUCCACUUGAAAAAUCUUAAAAAGUCCAUACAAUGAAAGACAAUGUGGUCCAAUCAGUGUUAUUUUAAUAUAAUUUUUGAAUUGCAUUUUUAUGUUUUCU
Megalobrama amblycephala (Wuchang bream) is the source of this 5422-nucleotide messenger RNA. It is a transcript of the gene cbarpb, whose product is annotated as CACN subunit beta associated regulatory protein b. Gene Ontology annotation, cellular component: plasma membrane; secretory granule. Gene Ontology annotation, molecular function: transmembrane transporter binding. The coding region runs from base 705 to 3323 and encodes 872 amino acids. The record is from RefSeq and is a predicted model, not a curated record. The transcript has 10 exons. NCBI's taxonomy places the organism in Eukaryota, Metazoa, Chordata, Actinopteri, Cypriniformes, Xenocyprididae. Gene Ontology annotation, biological process: negative regulation of voltage-gated calcium channel activity; negative regulation of calcium ion-dependent exocytosis.